Messenger RNA from Colletotrichum destructivum, 4988 nucleotides. RefSeq names its product Putative terpenoid cyclases/protein prenyltransferase alpha-alpha toroid. Gene Ontology annotation, biological process: protein farnesylation. The transcript is spliced from 6 exons. The record is from RefSeq and is a predicted model, not a curated record. NCBI's taxonomy places the organism in Eukaryota, Fungi, Ascomycota, Sordariomycetes, Glomerellales, Glomerellaceae. Gene Ontology annotation, molecular function: protein farnesyltransferase activity. Bases 716 to 2260 code for a protein of 514 amino acids. Gene Ontology annotation, cellular component: protein farnesyltransferase complex.
GUCAAAGUUUGGAGAUAUGCUCUGCAUGUUUGGUAGAUGGCAAGCAUGGCUGUCACAGGCCACACAUAGCUAUGCUCUCUGAGGCGUUUUGCCAAAGGCCGGCUUCUUAGAACAAGAUAUCAGGGUCGGCCAACUCUUUUAUUCUGGUGAAUUGACUCGUCGUACAGCAGUGACUCAAUGAGUAGAUGCAGCAGGCACAUCCUCGUCGCAGACCUGGUUCCCGUUGACAGAGGCUCAGUACCUGUGAGCUCCGGGGAGCCCUCGCUCGUGUGACAGCCUCUUCACACUUGUACCUGUCUAUAUUUGACGAAACAGGUCUUUGAUAUUAGCUAAAAGCCAGAUCAACUAAAAACGAUCCAUCAACCUCAGCCUGUGUACACUGUCAUUCGUGAGAGCGUCGUCGGAGUUUGAUACUGUGAUUUGGCGUCUCGGAGGGCGACAGAAUCCUGUCCUUAGUAAUAGCGCGACCUACGAACAACCAAUCAGAGUCUCGGAGACCCAUUUUUAUGAACUUCCUGCCACUAGCACUACCAGCGGUGGGUUGAGGGGGCCGCUCAUCGCCACUACACAAAAGCAACAGCUCUCUCGGGUUGGUAUUCAAUCUCAUGGUCUCGACAAGAAUGAAGUUUUGAAAAUUUCACACGUUAAUGAGAGUUGAUGUCUUAGCCCAACUUUUCGGACUGCUUGCGUUCUCCCAUUCCCCGCCGCGAGUGAGAUGAGACCCCGCAUCAAACCUCUCAACCGCCGCCCCAAAGUCACUUUCAUCAAGCGUGCAGCAGCACUACCACCACUACCAGACAUGGCCGCUGCUUCGGCUGGCGAGUUGCCGCAAUGCCCGGCAGAAAGCGACGUGGACGAGGAGUUCAUCGACGACUCCGCCAGCGAUGACGUGCUGAGCACCGAGCCCAACGCCGCCGUGCCAGACCUCUUCACGGCGCCUCCCCCCAUCCGUGAUACGCUCGCGACAGCCACGUCGCAGGCCCAGGACGAGACGGUGCGGGAGUGCGUCCCGCUGCUGGCCGCGACGGACGCCGACAUCGACUACAACGCCCACGGAGUCCCCUCGCUGCUCCGCGACAACCACGUCAGAUUCCUCCAGAAGCAGCUGGGCCGGUUCCCCGCCCCGUAUGUGGCCGCCGAUGCCAGUCGCCCGUGGUUUCUGUAUUGGUCUCUCAACGCCCUGGCCCUGCUAGGCUACGACACGGCGUCGUACCGAGGGGACCUGAUCGAGACGGUGCGGACCAUGCAAAACCCCUCCGGUGGCAUGGGAGGCGGUCAUGGGCAAAACUCCCACCUCGCCACGACCUACGCCGUGGUCCUCGCCCUCGCCAUCGUCGGCGGUGAGGAUGCCUAUGAAGCCAUAGACAGGAAGUCCAUGUGGAGGUGGCUCUGCUCCCUCAAACAACCGAACGGAGGGAUACAGAUGACGCUAGGCGGAGAAGUAGACGUCAGGCUCUCCAGGGGAGCGUACUGUGCAGCCGUUAUUGUAACCCUCCUGAACCUUCCUCUGGACCUCUCCGCCGACUCGCCGGCCUGGACGCCCGGCCGGCCCACGCUCUUCACUGGAUUGGCCGAGUAUGUACGCAGAUGCCAGACGUUCGAGGGCGGAAUAUCGGGAAAGCCGGAUGGUGAAGCGCAUGGAGCGUACGCUUUCUGCGCCCUAGGCUGCCUCUCGAUUCUUGACACUCCGCACCGCAUCAUUCCGAAAUACCUUGACGUGCCACGACUCAUCUCUUGGCUCUCGUCACGUCAGUAUGCUCCAGAGGGUGGCUUCAGCGGCCGCACGAACAAGCUCGUCGACGGCUGCUACAGCCACUGGGUCGGUGGGUGUUGGCCGUUGAUUGACGCUGUGCUGAAGGGUGCGAGAGAGCUCGAGGAUCAGCCGACCAGCGGUCGAUUUGCCCCGCACCAGGGUAGUCUGUACAGUCGUGAAGGGUUGAUCCGGUACAUUCUGUGCUGCGGCCAGGACCGGUCGAAACGUGGCGGCCUCCGUGACAAGCCCAGCAGGCCGUCGGAUGCGUAUCACACUUGCUACGUCCUCUCGGGACUGAGCUCGGCCCAACACCAGUGGGAUCUCACAUAUGUCGGCGAAGACGAGACGAUCCUACCGGAGCCUAGGUGGGUGGUGUCGCCCUGUGCUGAGGAUACACAGAUAUUUGACGAGGAGGACCGCGUCGGGACGACCCACCCCGUCUACACCAUCCCCCAGGAGAGCGUCGACGACAUGAAGGCGUAUUUCGCGUCCAAACAGGGAUUCUAAAGCCCGCCACCGAAAAGAGUGGCCGCUUCCAAGGCGGCCAUCUCCCCCCCACCCCCUUUGUGUGUAUGAAGGUGUAUAAUAACGAGAAGGAGGAGGAGACGUCGGACGUUCUGUGUCACGUGGGCUAUGCGAAGCAGGAGGGCUGGGCCGUUCAGGGUGGCGGAGACGUUGCCGUGACGAACUCGGCAAUUUCAAAGCGCGCCUACUGACGGGUCCCUCCUAAGCUCUAGAAGGGAAACAAAAGGAAUGGGGACAUCGGAAGGAACAUGGUGGAACGUCACCUGCAGCUCGUGGCCCAGGUAGGGUGGCGCGCGAGGGAAACAGAGAAAGAGAAAGAGAGACAGAUCUCGGACAGGGAUCGUAUGUGCGAGUUUGAACAACUCAUCAACGACAAUAUGGCAGCGCAGGGAGGACAGGUUGGUGGCGGCGGCGGCGGGCGGUUGUGGUUGUGCAUGUCGAGUUCCAGGCUGGGCCUCCCGAAAGGUCGAGUUGCAUGACCAGGUGUGCAGCAUACGAAUCGACGGAGGAAAGGGCAUGUCUUAUGACAGCAGGGUACUGCAUAUCCAAACCACAUUUCUGGCCUUCCAAGGGGACCAACCGGCCGCUGAGGCGAGAGGGAAAGGGGGGGAUCUGCAGAUGCCCUUCAGUGUGUACGUCGCUCACCUCGUUCGUCAUCCAUCCCGCAGCGGACCAACAUAUCCCGCCAACGCCACUUCACGGCCGGAGGCAGGCGCUGCACAUGAUCUGGAAGAAAGGGGUCCUUCUACUGCUUGCUUAUUCAGGCGCUCGACGCCACGACGUGGUGGCAGCGGAAUGCACAUCAUCCCCAAGCCGGGGCCAAUCUCGCGCUUUGAGCCCCUGCGACACGCCACUCUGAUACCUCUGCCGUGCGGUUCUCGUGUGGUGUGGCCGCCCACCGACGCCGUCGCGUGUUCUGUCUGUACUAAAGUAGUUUGACGGUUACGGGACGCUUGUGGGAUGCUUGUCUUGGGAUGGCAGAUUUGAGACAUGAGGGCAGCGGAGAGACCAGCCCCAACCCCAACCCCAACCCCAGCCUUAGUCCCGAGACUGGUGAGAAGCAAGAGAAACCGGAUCAGCAUUGCUGUGCGCGUGUGGACGGACAAUAGGUUGCACGAGAGAGAAGCACCUUGCUGCGAGCGAAAGCGUGGUGGACAGUCAACCCCGGCAGAAUGACCUGACCCAUGGCGGCCACGCGAAGUUCGAUUGGCGCAUCUCGCCUUACAGCAGCGCGCAGGGCCUGGGCGCAGAUGGCUUAGUUGUCAUACAUGAGGGGGACGCAGGCGGCCAACCACUCUUUUCGAGAUAGGCUUUGAUAUCAAAACAAACAACAGCAGCAACAACAACCACAACCACAACAAGAGCCGGCAAGUUCCUAAUUGUAUUCCUGGUCGCUGAAACUGGCCGCUUGUGUCUCGAGAGGGAAUGUGACUUGCAAUCUGUUCCUUGUAGAGGCCGCGUCGUCGGCUGAUACAAGCGAGGAGACGCACAAGUUGGAUCCGCCAGGCUGGAGUCGACGGCGAGCGGCGUGUUCAUGUUGUUCGUGGCUCAUAGCGGAAAGAAGACAGAUUAGUCAAGCUGAGAAAAGUUAAGUGACUAGAGCAGAGAUGGUAAGACAGUGGCGUGGUAUGUCUUUCUGCAGGCGAAACGGUAGAACGGCGGUCUGGCAUGUGGUGCAACGUCGAUUUCAACGAGGGUCCCACUUCGAGGUCGGACGCCUCCUUUGAUUCCGAUGAAUCCACAUCGGCUUGUCGGGUCCGUUGGCAGAUUUGUCCAAUGGCGUUUUAGGUAUACAAUGACGUUGAAAGAAGGCCAUAUGUGUUGUUUCUUUCGGGCGGGGUGAUGGGGUGUGGCAGAUGGUCUGGCGAAGAUGGGCUCACUGAAGGCCCUCGGUGGGUUUCUUCUUCUUUGCCUGAUACACAAGAGGGACGCCAGCCUAAUCACGAAUUGGUGUUCCCAGACCACCGGAUCCCGCAGGUUGUGGUCUCGAAAAGCCCGGCUAAGAUGGGGUUCUGUGCGACGGCGGAUGGGCAGAGCACAAUGGCCAGAUAACCCGAGACGGUGAGAGCAGUCGCGCGUGGCCUGUUUGUGGGAUUCUUUUCUUUGUUUCCUUUGCCGCGGUACACCGGUGACAAUAGUACGGAACGACAAGCUUGGUGGGGUUGUCUGCCACGCGCGCGCUCUCACCCUGACUCUCGUCAGGCGUGCAUGGGGAAUGACAAGAGGUGGAUAAGGACCCUCAAAAAACGUCUUGAGAGGGAUCCCAGGCGUAGUGAGGAUGUCCCCAAUCCGAUUUCUGGUUUCCAGCCAUGGUACGGAGAGAGUAGAGAGAGGGACGGACAUGCACUUUGGGAAAAGGGUCGUGCUUUUCGGAGGUGUGUCUAUGUCGUUCGACGUUGGAGCACCGGAUCUUGGUUGACAGGGUUAGCCCGAACUCGGUUUAAAGCUAAGGUUCGGAGAUAAUUGGCUGUUGCUGGAUUGUCCAAUCUCACAACGAUUUUGUCGCGGGAUGUUUUUUCUCUCACAAUAGACGACAUGCCAUGGUUUUCCAAGUCAAGUCAAGUCAAGUCAGGUCAGGUCAGGUCAGGUUACGUUGAUCCAACCUCCUCCCCCCUCGUCCCUGCCUCGUUUCCCCACUACCUACCUACCUGGAUGAGUUAGUUGGGUAGGUACCAAGAUGGGUACAUUGGAAGGUAUCGAGGUAUCGAAG